AUGUUAUCUUCUCUGCGUCGUCAAAUUAAUUUAAAAGAUCUAUUUCCAACUCGAUGGAGUUUUCUUAUUUUUAUCUCAUAUAUGGGUUUAUUUAUAAAUCAAGGUUUAUUAAUUACUGGAUCAAAAACAGCAACGCAUUCAUACAAUUAUAAUACAAUUGUUGUUGUUUUACUUACAGAAUUUGUCAAACUAAUAAUUGCCCUAACGAUUUAUCGACAAACUCAUUCAUUCAGCCAGAUGAGAAAAGAAAUUUUCGAUAAUCAAAGAGUAUUAAUUCUUUAUUUUAUUCCAUCGGCAUUAUAUUGUUUAUAUAAUAAUUUAUCAUUUAUAAAUUUAUCAUCUUAUGAUCCAACAACAUAUUUUUUACUUCUUCAAUUUCGUGUUGUUGUAACAGGAGUUAUAUUUCAAUUUCUUUUCAAUAAACGUUUAACACGUCUUCAAUGGUUAUCACUUUUUCUUCUCACAUCGGGUUGCAUUAUAAAACAAUUCGAACAUUCAUCAUUAUCUUCAUCAUCUAUCAAAAUCUCGAAUACAAAUUCAACAAUAUCUCAAUUAAAUAAACAAACUAUUUCGACCACACCUUCAUUAGUUAAUAUACAUCUCAUAUGGAUUCUUGUUCAAGUAUUUUGUUCUUGUUUUGCUGGUGUUUAUAAUGAAUAUUUACUUAAAAGUGAUCGAACAAAUCAAGUUGAUACAAUGUUACAAAAUACUUUUAUGUAUAUUGACUCAAUUAUAUGCAAUUUAAUAUUAUUAAUUUAUUUUGAUUAUCAACAACCAACAUUAUCAGCUAUUGAUAAAUUUUUUAAUACAUUAAAUUUAAUUCUAUCAGGAGAACAAUAUCUUAUAUUAUUAAUUAUACUUAAUAAUGCUGCUGUUGGAAUUGUAACAUCAUUAUUUCUUAAAUCAAUGACGUCUAUAUUAAAAACAUUUGCCAGUGCUUUAGAAUUACUUUUUACAAGUAUACUUGCUUGGAUAAUUUUUUCUAUACCUGUUAGUAUAUAUACAUUUAUUGCGAUAUUUAUUGUUUCAACUGCUGUUUAUUUAUAUUCAACAAAUCCUGUUGUUAAUUUACCUAAAACUUCUACAAUAAAUGUUCUGACAAAUUCAUCAAUUCAUAUUAAUAAUGAAGGUAUGAAUUCAAAACAUUUAAAUAUUGGAAAUGAACAAGAACGUCGUUUAAUUGUUUAA
This is a messenger RNA of Rotaria sp. Silwood2, 1188 nucleotides long. Lineage: Eukaryota; Metazoa; Rotifera; Eurotatoria; Philodinida; Philodinidae. The record is from the annotation of a GenBank genome assembly.